This is a messenger RNA of Drosophila biarmipes, 1319 nucleotides long. RefSeq names its product CD209 antigen-like protein B. The coding region runs from base 43 to 1227 and encodes 394 amino acids. The record is from RefSeq and is a predicted model, not a curated record. Lineage: Eukaryota; Metazoa; Arthropoda; Insecta; Diptera; Drosophilidae. The transcript has a single exon.
UGGGAUGUGAGAGUUCUCUUCGGGUGGUUGCAAUCAUUGAAAAUGCAGAGUCUGGUAUUAUUUCUAUGGUGCUCCUUUAUGUUCCUGGUUUUUCUCGUAUCAUUGGCCAGUUCCGAGGAGAAUAACCGAUCCGUUUGUGUACUAAGCGAUGCUCCAAAUCAGUGUGGGCAAUUCUGCCUCAGCAAACUGCAUCCAAUGCUCAAUAUGAUUCCCGAAACCGAUGUAAAGCUGGACAGGAUCCAAGAAGAGCAACAGGCCAUACAGACCCGACUCCAGGCUGUGCAAUUUUGGCUGCAGGUCCAGUGGACCAUAAUCAAGGGAUCCCUGAAGGAGAUAACCCCAGAAGUCUUCGAGGCGAGGCUAAACGAAACGGAGAAACAGCUCCUAGCUCUAAUUUCCGAGACAAAGAACCAGUUUAACCUAGUGCAGAAAUCGAUUAAUGAUCAGAGCUCAGUCGUUCAGUUGCAAAUAGAUGCCAAACUCCUUGAAGUCCAGACCAAGCUAGAUGACCAGAGUAAGGUCAUUCAAGAGUCCUGCAAAAAUGCCACAGGGCAAGGGGAUUUUGAGGCGAUACUGCAACGAAUAGGAGGACAACUGGAGGAGCUGAAAAGCCAACUCCAGUUGCUGCAAACCAAUAUAGGCAACCAAAUCGAGGAGGUAAAAUCCGUAAUGGAAGGUCAAUUUCAGGCAGUGCAGUCUAGGCUGGAGGGCCAGCAGAAAACCUUUGAGGGGGCCCUCAAAACGGUCGUGACAAAAGAUGAUUUCGAAGCAGGACUUCAGGAAGUGCUGGCUAAAAUGGAGAAGCACCAAGCUGCUUUUCAGGAAAUUCUGACCAAAAUCAAUGUGAAAACCGUACCGCCAAUGUUUGAGAAAAUCGGCGAGCGAUACUUCCACAUCGAAAAUAACUAUAAACUAAAUUGGAUCUCGGCGGCGGCCACCUGUCGCAAGAUGGGUGGGUAUCUAGCCUCGAUCAGGGACCAUCAGGAACUGAAUGCCCUGCUAGCCAAACUACGAGGUGUCUACUGGACGGGGACCAACGAUCGGGAAAAUGAGGGCCACUUCGUGUCUGAGGCCUCUGGCAAGACACCAUUUUUGAAGUGGCGACCUGGCGAGCCCAACGAUUUCCGUGGCAAUGAGGAUUGUGUGGAAAUCAUUGAGGAGGUGAUGAAUGACACUGACUGUGCCAAGGCGUCCUUCUUCAUUUGCCAGGCAGACAAUGAAGUGUAAAUCGAAAAAGAAAGUUGCAGAUGUAUUCUUUCGGUUUUAACGUACCUUAAAUAAAUAAUCAAAUAAAUAAAAACGACACGAUUACGAACAAA